This is a messenger RNA of Daphnia pulicaria, 787 nucleotides long. Its product is annotated as transmembrane protein 70 homolog, mitochondrial-like. The coding region runs from base 131 to 784 and encodes 217 amino acids. The transcript has 4 exons. NCBI's taxonomy places the organism in Eukaryota, Metazoa, Arthropoda, Branchiopoda, Diplostraca, Daphniidae. The record is from RefSeq and is a predicted model, not a curated record. Gene Ontology annotation, biological process: mitochondrial proton-transporting ATP synthase complex assembly. Gene Ontology annotation, cellular component: mitochondrial membrane.
AUAUACACCCUGAGCAUGUAUAAGUCUCGGCAGGUCUCAGGAACAGAAUCGGCAUGCAGGACGUGAGGACGAGCGAGCCGGGAUAUUAUAAACAACUUGGUCGACUGGUUGUCAUGGGCAACGUUUAACAAUGGCGAUUUUUCUCAACAGCCGAUUUUUGUUCUCACGACAAAGGUUUUUGACAAAAACUUGUUUAACGAGUUUACGGCAGUUCUCACAUGGAUCAAAAUUAUCACAGCAGAGUGUCGAGGAUAACGACGAUUCUUUACCGGUACCAGAUGUGCCUCACCAGAUUUAUAAUGGAAUGCUCACAAGACAAGUCAAAGCUGUAAAAACAUUUUCACUAGGAACAAGUUGUAUAGGACUCGGUAUGCAACCCGUACUUUAUGAGCAUGUGACUUCUCAGGAGACUAGUUUACCUUUGGUGGUUGCACUUUAUUCGGCUGUUGGAAUAUUCACAUUUGUCACACCAUUUCUCAUUCACUUUAUUACAAAGAAGUAUGUCACUGACAUUAUGUUUGAUCCAGUAACAGAAGAAUAUACAGCCUCAGUUUAUAAGUUUUUUCCAAUUAAAAGAAAGAUAAACUUUAAACUGGAAGAUGUAACAGUUCCUGAUGUUCCUGGGGCAUUCACAACACUUUGUGUGAAAAAUGUACCCUUGUUAUGCAUCCCAAGUGAUUUCUUGUACCCAGAACACUACAUAAAAUUUAUGGGCUAUGACAAACCUGUAGACUUCAAACUUAGUACUCCUAAAGAUAAAAGUGAGGACAGCAAUAAAUCUUAAAAA